Messenger RNA from Rhododendron vialii, 813 nucleotides. RefSeq lists its product as uncharacterized. Gene Ontology annotation, molecular function: RNA-DNA hybrid ribonuclease activity; nucleic acid binding. The coding region runs from base 1 to 813 and encodes 270 amino acids. The transcript has 2 exons. The record is from RefSeq and is a predicted model, not a curated record. Lineage: Eukaryota; Viridiplantae; Streptophyta; Magnoliopsida; Ericales; Ericaceae.
AUGGACUAUGAAACAAGGUACACUUCGUUGGAGAAAACCUACUGGGGGCUAGUAUGGCCCACAAAGAAACUAAGGCACUACCUAUUAGCACAUCUGGUAGUCCUGGUUUCUCUUUUAGACCCAAUAAAAUAUCUUUUCGAGAAGCCAGCACUUAUUGGAAAGCUGACUAGAUGGUUGUUGCUAGCAGAGUUUGACCACAAGUACAUGACAAGGAAAUCAGUGAAAGGAAGGGCUGUGGCAGAAUUCUUGGCAGAUCAUCCUAUGACAGAGGCCAAAGUAGAAGACUUCAUGUUCCUAGAUGAAGACAUCUUAUUUCUCCUAGGCGAAACCUGGCAGCUUUAUUUUGAUGGAACAUCAAUCCAAUGUGGAUAUGGCAUAGGGGUAUUGCUAGUUUCCCCAAAUGACUUUCAUAUUCCUCUGUCAUAUAAAUUAAGGUUUGAAGUCACCAGCAACCAAGCUGAGUACGAAGCCUGCAUAGCUGGAAUGGAUGCAGCCUUGGAACUAGGGGCAAAAAGGGUAGAAGUCAUUGGAGAAUUGAACCUAGUGGUGUCCCAACAAAGAGGAGACUGGAAGGUUAAAGAAAACACGCAAAAAUUGUACCACUCUAUGCUAGAAGCUCUAAUUCCACAAUUCGGCUCUCCGCUAAUGAUCAAGCAAAAGGUCAAGCCAACAUGUGAGUGCACUUUCACUAAGGAAGGUGAGGAUGAUGGAAAACCAUGGUAUGAGGACGUGAAGAAAUUCUUGGAAGAGGGAGAGUAUUCCUCCGAAGCUACCUCAAAGGAUAAGAUGGCUCUACGAAAGUUCGCCGCCUGA